Messenger RNA from Oryzias latipes (Japanese medaka), 5961 nucleotides. It is a transcript of the gene hdc, whose product is annotated as histidine decarboxylase. Gene Ontology annotation, biological process: L-histidine catabolic process; histamine biosynthetic process. The record is from RefSeq and is a predicted model, not a curated record. NCBI's taxonomy places the organism in Eukaryota, Metazoa, Chordata, Actinopteri, Beloniformes, Adrianichthyidae. Gene Ontology annotation, cellular component: cytoplasm. Gene Ontology annotation, molecular function: histidine decarboxylase activity; pyridoxal phosphate binding.
CAAUCUACAAUUUCGUAAACAAGAUAGUAAAAAUUAAAUCAAAAAAGUUUGAGGAAAAUAAUUUUUAUGCAUUUUGAAUGUAAUUUUUUUUUCUCGUUUUUAUUUUAUUAUGUGAGGGACCUGUGAAGUGCCAUCAAACAGUACUUGUUAGAGAACCACUGGUAACCCAUUUGACCACAUAUAAAGGUCCUGUGACCCUACUCGUUUUGUUUUUGUGACAGCAACUUUGGUAAUAUGUAGCCAAUCUUCCCAACAACGCUUACUUGCUUGAUGGAUUUCCUUUGAUUUUUCCGUGUGAUUUCAAAUACAUGUUCUUGUUGUCCAGUUUGCUAUGUUGUGAAAAUAGAGCAAAUAAGAGGUGUAUUUCACAGAGAAGGAAACUACAGCGUCCUCCUUUGUUGCGACACAAUGUGGCCUUGUUAGAUGCUGUGAUUUAAAGAAAAACUGCCACUGAAUCAUGGAUUUCACUGGAUUUCAUUAAUUAAAACAAAACUAUAUUUCUAUAUCUGUUUCAAUCCCCACCAGCUCUGAUCCAAUGACAUUUCAGUUAGAUUGUUUUUUCUAUUUUUGUUUUCUUCUCACACUUUUACUCAUAUUUUUUGAGUCAUUUAUCCAUUUCCACUUCUGCUUUUUAUUACUUUGCUUGAUGGUUAUGUUGAAAUAGUUAGGAUUGUGAUGUACUGUGUAAACAGAUGGGGAUUUGUAGAUAAAGAAGGGGCAUGGUUCUGAGAGCACACUGUUGACCCUUCUCAGGCUCACAGUCCCAACUCAACAAAACACCUGUUGUAAUGCCGACCUUCCUACACACUUACAACCACAUUGGUUGUGAGUUCAUUCAUUCAUUCAUUUUCUAUACCGCUUUUCCCUUUCGGGGUCACGGGGCUGCCGGAGCCUAUCUCGGCCACUUUUGGGCGAAGGCUGGGGAUGCCGUGGACAGGUCGCUAGUCUGUCGCAGGGUAGAAUAUCCACAAUCACACGUCCAUUCACUCUCACAGUCAUAUCUAUGGUCAAUUUAGAGUUGCCAAUCAAACUAUGAAGCAUUUUUUUGGUUGUGAGUUGUCUAUCAAAAUCCUACAGGGAAAUAGUAUUUGAAUCACAUACCUAAUGUGUUUGAGAUCUACCAGUGCUUCAGAAUGUCAUUUCAAAUUGCUGCUUUUAGCUUCUAUUAAAAUAUUUGUCCUUUACGUUAUUUACAGUAUGUUUAUUUGUGCACUUACAAUGCAAAGAACAUUUUAAAUGUAAAUAUAAAGCAUAAACGUUCUGAAUCAGCUGUGGCUCAGAUGUUUUCCUGUGUCAUGAGAGCACACAAAGCAAUGCUUUAGACUUUCCUUUUUGAGAACAAUAAUACUUUUUGUUAACAUUCUGGAAACAUUUAGAUCAAUUGAUGAAUUCACAUUUUUAAUAGAAAGAUGUUUUGCCAAAUCAUUGCCAGUGUCUGUAUGAAACUUAGUAGCUGAAUCCUGUCUUUUUAAGUUGCUCAUGACUUUUAGAUUGAUCUUUUCAGCCUAUAUGGAGCUUUUCCAAAGGACAGCAUGAUGUCACAUUGAUUGUUUUUCUUCACUUAUUAGAAUAAAAAGAAGCAGGAGGUGGUUAGACGUGGAGCACUCUGUCUUUGAUGUUUUUCAGGCUGCGUUCAAGCAUCAAUUGCACAAAAAUUAUGACUGAAUCUGCUUUCAUCAGGCCCUGACGAGAUGUAAAGCCGCACAAGAGUGUAAGACACAAUAGUCAUAGUGUGCUUUGCUUGAGAUCACACAACACAAUGAUGCCACCAUUUUCCAUUGGAGGCCACCAUUCUGUUGUAGAAAUUUCACAAAUGUCUAUUGUUUUAACCAGGUCUGCAAAUGUAGUAAAGGAAAAAAUACAAAUAAACUAAAAGAAAAUGCUUUUGAUGAAAAUGAAUUAAAAGGGAGGAAAAAGUAGAUUUUUUUGCAAAUAGAGUCCAUCAUCACGUUUAAACAUCCCCAUUAGGUUUUCUCUUAUUCCAGGUUACUUUCAGAUAACAUUGUACACUUGUUAAUUGUGAAGUUUGCCUGAUGACAUAAAAGAAAGAUGGGUUUCAGUUGGCUUAAAUAAACAUCAGCUGAUGCUUUUUUGUGAAUUGUUUGCCUCCCAUUAAAACCUACCGACAAUGGGACCUCAUGAGAGCAGGCACAUGUGGCACACAAAACCCUGUAAACACAACAGUAUGGGACCAGUCCAGGUGCUGCACCAGCUUUUGUCAGAGUUUAAAAGGCAGCAAUGCAUUUUGACACACAACGGUUAUGUCUCAUCCUCUGUUUACCCAUAACUGUUUGUUUAUACUCUCCAUUCUUUUGUGUGUUAUGUGCUUCAUGAAGUCAUCACCCUGGGCAAAUGUUCUGCACAGAUUGUCUGAAAUGUGUCAUGUUAUAUAGUAGUUGUUUGUAUGGUGAUGCCAUAUUUGUACAAAAGGUCGAACAAAUGUGUUUUAGAGUGGAACAACUUACAUUUUUAGCUCUUGUAACUUUCCUGGAUAGAUAUAGUUGUAAUAGUUAUUGGUAUGUCUUUGUGUGCUACUGAGGCAUGUUUUCUUGAACUGAGAUUAUUUUGUGAUUGAAAAACUUCUUACUUUCUUAAGAUUCUGUUUUAAAGACAACCUAAUUAAUACAACACUUUCAAAACAGCAGCAAUUGUCCAAAGUAUGGCAGAACUGUUGCAGUAAAAUGAUGUUUUCAGGUCCAUUAAAAAUGGAAAGGAUGGACCACGCCUAAAUCUUUGUGUGCAUUGUGAGAUUUUUCCUUGAUAGGGGCAAAAUGUUUUAUCUUGUUGCUGCUUUCAAUACAGAUCCUGUGAAACUGGGUUAUUUUUGCUUUACAUGUGAGAAAGUGAUGAUGAAGCUACAAAUGUUGAUGGGUUGCAGAAUGGUGUGAUGGCUAACAGUUGGUUUGCAGUAGAAAGCAAGAGGUUUCCCUCUUAACAGAAAUCUGUAAGAUCACUUAAGAGAUCAGGGACUGAUCUCACUGCACUGUUGGAAUAAAAAGGGCAAAGACAUGAGCAAAAUAUUAAACAAGUCAUUUGCAAAAAUCUGUGGAGUUAACAUUUUUUUUUACUACAAUCUCUGGGACUGUGUUAAGAAAUAACACCUAGGAUUAAGAAGGAAAAAUAAGUUUUGUUUGCUUGACUACAGACGUUUAACCUCUUAGGACACAAGAUCAGAUUUGACCUUUUAUACAUGUAGUCACAGGGCCCAGUUAAGCAGAAUGAACUACUGUGGUAACAUACAGUAAAUGUCCACGCAUGUGGAUGCCAGGUCUGAGGAGGUUACGUAACCACAACUGGCACUGGUUUGUCAAACUGGUCCAGGGUAAACCUCAGCUAAUGCAUGACAGCAGCUUAAACACAGCAAGUGUAGAAAGUGCUCGGCAGCAAUUUUCUCUGUCUUUAGCCACAAUUCUAAAUAUUGGAAAAUAAUAUUAUCAAACAUAUUCAAGAAGAGGAUUUGCUUUAGGUAAAUUUACAGGAAUUUAUUUGAUAACAUUUGGACAAAACCCCCAAACUUUGUUCAGGUCUUUUGUGUUUUUAUGAUCUCUUUGUUCAGAUUCAAUUUAUUACCCGUAUAAGCAAAUUACUACUCUGAGAGAAAAGUACAUAUUCACAACAAUGGGAGAGUGGACGUGUGAUGGAAAAACAGCGUGGAGGGCAUUUGUUCAGUGCGUCACAAAUUAAGGGCGUGCUCCUCACAAUGAGGUCUAUAUAGUUGUGUGAUCUCUGCAUCUCCAGAGUUCUUUGUGAGGCGGAGCAGAUUCUCUGAAAAUGCAGGCGGAGGAAUACAACCGCAGAGGUAAUCACAACAUCCUUUCUUCUACCUGCUGUAGUUGUGGUAUUGCUGUAUGCUGAUAAUUGAGCAACGGAUGAGUGAAAUAAAUCUGAUGCCCUGCACAGGUAAGGAGAUGGUGGACUACAUCACUGAGUACCUGAGCUCCAUCAGGGAUAGGAGGGUCAUUCCAGAUGUGAAGCCAGGUGACACGCAAAAGCUUCUCCCUGACUCUGCACCCACUGAGCCGGAGGACUGGGAGAGUAUCUUCAAUGACAUUGAGAGAGUCAUCAUGCCAGGAGUGGUUCACUGGCAGAGCCCCCACAUGCAUGCCUACUACCCCAGUCUGACUUCAUGGCCCUCUAUGCUUGGAGAUAUGCUGGCAGAUGCAAUAAACUGCGUUGGAUUCACUUGGGCUUCCAGUCCGGCCUGCACGGAGCUAGAGAUGAAAAUGAUGGACUGGUUGUGUAAAGCACUGGGGCUUCCCUACUUCUUCCUCCAUCACCAUCCUGAUAGCAGAGGUGGAGGUGUGCUGCAGAGCACGGUCAGUGAGAGCACACUGGUGGCUCUGCUGGCCGCCAGGAAGGACAAAAUUCUGCAGCUGCGAGCUGAACUGGACCAGGAUGUAGAUGACUCGGUCCUCAACUCAAGACUGGUUGCUUAUGCUUCCGAUCAGGCUCACUCCUCAGUGGAAAAGGCAGGUCUGAUCUCUUUGGUGAAGAUCAGAUUUCUGCCUGCUGAUGAUCAACUGUCCCUCAGAGGAGACGCUUUGAAACAAGCCAUUCAGGAGGACAGGAGGAGAGGACUCGUGCCCUUUAUGUUAUGUGCAACUUUAGGAACUACAGGAGUGUGUGCCUUCGACAAGCUCUCUGAACUUGGUCCAGUCUGUGAAGAGGAGGCCCUCUGGCUUCACGUGGAUGCUGCAUACGCCGGCUCCGCCUACCUCUGUCCCGAGCUCCGCUGGUCUCUGGAAGGCAUUGAAUUUGCGCACUCCUUUGUUUUUAACCCUUCCAAAUGGAUGAUGGUUCAUUUUGACUGCACAGCCUUUUGGGUAAGAGACAAAUAUAAACUGCAGCAGACGUUCAGUGUUGAUCCGGUUUACUUGAGGCAUGAAAACUCACAGGCAGCCACCGAUUUCAUGCACUGGCAAAUUCCCCUCAGUCGACGAUUCCGAUCCCUCAAACUCUGGUUUGUCUUACGAUCCUUUGGACUGAAAAAACUCCAAGCUCAUAUCAGACAUGGGGUUGAGAUGGCAAAGCUCCUGGAGUCUCUCAUAAAAAGUGACCCAAAUUUUGAGGUUCCUGCACAGAGGCAUCUUGGCUUGGUGGUUUUCUGUUUAAAAGAUGGAAAUGCUUUAACCCAAGAGCUCUUGAGAAGAUUGACAGGUUAUGGUACCAUGUAUCUCAUCCCGGCAGAAAUCCAUACCAAACGCAUCAUCCGAUUUACCGUCACCUCCCAGUUCACCACUGCGGAGGACAUCCUUAAGGACUGGGCCAUCAUUUCAAAAACAGCUUCCACUCUGCUGGCGGAAACAAAGGCUUCAAGUAUUUCUGCUCAACCAAAACCAGGGAAGGAUGAGAUGAUAAGAACAGAAGACAACCAAGGGCUCCAUGCAGGUGAAGCAGCUGACAAGAAAGACAACGCAAUUAAACAGCUGGAAAAAAUUCAAGUGGAUCUCUGGAUUGAUAAGGCUUGGAAUCGUCCCAGGAGACCAAUGCGUUCUCUGAGCUGCAGCAGUGAACCCCUGCCAUUGACUUACUUUGGGUCAAGGUAUAACCAUGACUGCGAAGCACAGUCUGGCUUUAAAGACACUCCUGGUGGAGCCUGCAUGUCAUCAUUGACAGGGUGUGGUCCUCUGUCUAAGAUUCCUGAGAUGCCUUCAACUCAUGUAGCAAAGCAGGUACCGAAAAAGCUGACAAAGUUCUACAGCGUGCCCAGUUUCUGCAACCCGUGGGUCCAGUGUGGUCGGCCCCAGCUGUGCUGCCCCGCAAAGGCUUUCCAAGCGUCUCAAAAAUACUUGUCCGCGAGCAGCAGAGCAAAAAACUGCAUUCCCAACCCUCCUGUUAGCAGCAAGGCGCCCUGUACCACUCCAACCGGAGACUGCGACUGCAGCUGAGCUCCUGUAAAGUCCCUGAAUGCACCAGAUCCACACAGUUAUCCAGCAAAUUACUUUAUUCUGCUUCUGCACA